AUGCCUAAGUCAAAGCGCGCGAAGAUUGUGCAUAUGUCCAAGACGGACAAGAAGGGCAAGGAGCUGUCGCAAAAGCUCUUCGCCAAUGUCCAGGAAGCCGCGGACAACUUCCAGCACAUUUUUGUGUUCUCGGUAGAGAACAUGCGCAACUCGUACCUGAAGGGUGUGCGGGCUGAAUUCUCGGACAGCCGUCUCUUUUUCGGCAAGACCAAAGUCAUGGCGAAAGCCCUCGGCCAGACACCUGCGGACGAGCAUCUCACCAACCUCUCCCAGCUCUCUUCCUACCUCAACGGCAACGUUGGCCUCUUCUUCACCAACCGCGACCCCAAGGAGGUCCUCGAGUACUUCGCCGGCUAUUCCGAGACCGACUACGCUCGCGCCGGCAUCCAAGCAACCCAGACCUUCACCGUCCCAGCCGGCGUCGUGUACUCGCGAGGCGGCGAGCUGCCCGCGGAAGACGAUGUCCCUCUCCCUCACAGCUUAGAAACCACCAUCAGGAAGUGGGGAAUGCCCACGAGGCUCGUCAAGGGCAAGGUUACGCUCGACGCGGACUACACGGUGUGCAAGGAGGGCCAGACGCUGAACAGCAACCAGACCGCGCUUCUGAAGCAAUUUGGCGUCGCCAUGGCGGACUUCAAGAUCGAGAUGAAGGCAUACUAUUCCACCGCGACCGAGUCAGUGACAGAGGUCGAUGCCAUGGAGGAAUAG
Molecule: messenger RNA, 708 nt
Organism: Aaosphaeria arxii CBS 175.79
Lineage: Eukaryota; Fungi; Ascomycota; Dothideomycetes; Pleosporales
Product: mRNA turnover protein-like protein 4
Exons: 2
Coding region: 1-708 (235 amino acids)
Biological process (GO): nuclear-transcribed mRNA catabolic process; ribosomal large subunit biogenesis; ribosomal large subunit assembly
Cellular component (GO): nucleolus; preribosome, large subunit precursor
Molecular function (GO): RNA binding
Source: RefSeq, a predicted model, not a curated record